CACACUGUGCCGGCAUUACCUGUUUAUCGACGGUGUACAGAGUUCAGUGGUGAAAAAUUUGUUCAGUGAGUGCAUAAAUAAUUAGUGAAACGCUUCUUGAUAUUAGCAAUUUCGUUGCUACUGGUUGAAGCUGCUACUGGAGAACAGUCAGUUUUUCGUAGUGGACUUGAGAACAAUUAUUACGCAAAUUAACGACAUCGCUGCCGUCAAAUUUUUAGACAGUGCAACGCAUCGCAUCAAGAUACCUCGAUGGAGAGUUCCGGUGGUGGUGACAAACAGAACGAGUCGGACGAGUGCGAUGUGACUGCGAAUAAUCAGCAUCAACAGAAUAAGAUGACAGGCCAGGAGGAUAGUAACGUGAAAAUAAGCAAAGAUUUGGGGGAGCAGGAGACGCUGAAGAAUCUGAAGAACCUCGAGAAUAUCAGUCAAAAUGACGAAGCUUCGAAUAACAAAUUAUCAAAGGCUGUGUCCCAAGAUGACGAGGAGGAUGAAGAUCGUGACGAGGACGAGUGCAAAGGUUCCGACGACGACGAGCUCAAAGAGGAAAAAACGGACGGGAAAAAGGACGAGGAAUCGUCGAGCAGCACAACAUCCACAAGCACCUCUGAUGACGAGUCUGAAACCAGUUCAGACGAUAAGACCGAGGCGUCGAAAACUGAGCAGACUAAAACGGUCACAUCCGAUACAAAGAAAGAGGAUCAAACGACGAAAAACGACGAUACCACCGACGACAGUGACAUCGAGGAUGACUUGAUUUCGGCUAUCAAUUAUAAUACCAUCACUUCGUUGGCUGCGCUUAAGGAUAUGCUGCAGUCCUCUGGGGAGGAUUCAGAUGGUGUGGAUAGUUUCUUUCACCAUUACUUCCUGUCGCACGUGAACAGGUUACCAUCGAGGAAUCAGACGCAUAGCCCUUAUCCGUGGGGCAGGAGAUUAUCGGAAUGCAGGGAAGAGGAUGAGUACGAAAAUGACGAAGCGAAAAACACGGAAACCUCGUCGACCAAGAAGGAUGUGACGAAACUCGAGGAACCUGAAGAGAAGAACGACAGCGUCUCCUCUAAAGCAUCUAGUCCGUCUGCAUCGGAGAAGUCCAGUUCCGAGAAGAUCGAUGAAAAGUCCAGCAAUGCUGUACCGAGCAUACCGGAGACUAAAACUCAGACUACCAUAGCUACUACGGUGACCACGACGACAAGUUCGACGACUACCACACCGGUGACGACCACGUCUACGACGACUACCGUCACCACUACCGCGUCGUCCAGGUUCACCACGUCGGCGGUCACCUCGCCAACGUCCACCACGAAGCCUCCGUUAAGGAGGAGACACACCACAGGUCCUGGAAUGACUUUCCCUGCAACCGAUCCGCCGACCUAUUCGACCAGUAUGACUUUCUCGAGGACCAGUCCUCUUCCUAGUCCGCACCUCGAUAAGAGAUUCUUCGAUAGCAGCCUGAUAGAGAUGAAAAGUCAGGCUAGCAGCUCUAGCACCCUGGAUUAUGACUCGACGGAGGAGGUUUGGGUGAGGAGGGUGGAUUUCGUGCAGGAAAGGAAAAGAAAGGAACUUGGAUCGCAACCCUUGCCAACAAUAGUAACGGAAGAUGCAGACACUGCGGGUCAUGCCUCUCAAGACCAAGGCCACAGGCCACGAGCAGGAACUUGGGGCUCGCACUCGCGAACUAUCAGAAAGCCAACCUCAGGAAGCGCUCCUGGCUCUGGGAAAUCGACGCCUCUUCCGCAACAGCAAGAGCCUUCGAGUUCGUCAAGCUCUAACAAAGGUGGCAGAAAAGCUUCUGGCACACGGUCUGGCUCCACUAGCCGCAGCAAUAGCCGUAGCAAUAGCGCAGAACGAAGAAGAAGCGGUGGGACUAUCGACGACACCGCCAGUCCCACCAGAAAACCGGCGUUAUUCGAUGCGUUUAGACCAAGGAGCAAAUCAGAUGCUAGCAAAAGAAAGCCCAGUAUUAUAGCGAAUAUGAAGAGCGCUGUACAGCAUUCUUUGUACAGAGGCUCUCACGGAAGUUCGUCAACAGAUGUACAUACAGAUAAAGAUCAUCAUAGAGAUAGCAAGGACCACAAAGAAGAUAAGGUGCCUAUGGGACGUCCGCGAGCAGGCUCGGAAAGUAGUAGAAAUCCUGUGAGCAAAGUCAUGGAUCUCAUUAGGCAUAGAAGCCAUAGCGCUCUUAGUUCGGAGGAUAAGCGAAAAGGGAGAACUGCAGCUCAACACCAGGUACAAACAGCAGCUUCGCAGGGCGCUCUCAGGAGGAGUUCCUUGGAUCCUGGUGCCAGGAGAUUCUCCUUGGGCACACCCGCCAUCCCCCAUAGAGCAUCAGACGCAUGCCUUGAUCCUGCGCACGCUGCGAUUCUCUUCAGGGACGCGAGGGGGCUGCCGGUGGCGGAUCCAUUCUUGGAGAAAGUUUCGCUCUCUGAUCUCGAGGAGGACGAAUCACAGAUCUUCGUAAAGUUCUUCAAAUUUCACAAAUGUUACGACCUAAUACCAACCAGCGCCAAAUUGGUUGUGUUCGAUACGCACCUCCUCGUAAAGAAGGCUUUCUUUGCUCUCGUUUACAAUGGUGUGAGAGCUGCACCAUUAUGGGACAGCUCAAGGCAAGAAUUUGUUGGUAUGCUAACUAUAACAGAUUUUAUAAAGAUCCUACAGAUGUACUAUACCAGCCCAUCUGUUACAAUGGAUGAAUUAGAAGAACAUGAAUUAGAUACAUGGAGAAAAGUUUUGAAGGAUCAAGUUCAUCCAUUAGUGAGUAUUGGCCCAGAUGCAUCUUUAUAUGAGGCCAUUAAAACUCUAAUUCAAAAUAGAAUUCAUCGUUUGCCUGUGAUAGACCCAGAUACUGGAAAUGUUCUCUAUAUCUUGACACACAAACGAAUUCUUAGGUUCCUUUUCCUUUAUAUACAUGAGCUACCAAAACCAUCUUUCACUAGUAAAACAUUGAGAGAAUUAAGGAUAGGUUCAUUUGACAACAUAGAAACAGCAACAGAAGAAACUAGCAUAAUUUUAGCACUCAAAAAAUUUGUUGAAAGGAGAGUUUCUGCAUUACCAAUUAUUGAUACUGAAGGAAAGUUGGUUAACAUUUAUUCAAAGUUUGAUGUUAUUAAUUUAGCUGCAGAAAAGACAUAUAACAAUUUAGAUGUUUCACUUCAAGAAGCAAAUGAGCACCGUAAUGAAUGGUUUGAAGGAGUUCAAAGUUGUAAAUUAGAUGAAACACUGUUUACUAUUAUGGAAAGAAUUGUUAGGGCAGAGGUACAAUUUUCACAUCAUUUAGUCCAUAGGCUAGUAGUGGUUGAUGACGAUGAUAAAGUGAUCGGUAUAAUUUCUCUAUCUGACUUACUCUUCUACCUCGUUCUUAGGCCUUGUGGUGAAGAUGGCAGUAGCAAUAAAGAUAGUUCUAUAUCAUUAAGAGCACAGAAUUCUAACGCCUCAAAGGCUCCGAGUUCUGUGCAGUCGGAGGCUUCUAUUGCUGAUGGUGACGCAGACGCUGAUCAGGAUGCAGCUGAAGUAAACCAAUCUGAAGAAGCACCCGCAACACCUAGUCCACCGCUGAGUCCUGCAGCAACAGAUAUUUCUGAACCUCAGUCAACCUUAGUAAAUCAGUCUCAAGAAUCUGCAUGGAGAGAAGUAACCGUAUCAGGAGGAGAAUGAGGCAAUAUUAUCUUAAAAUGCUAUUAAGCAUGAAAUUGUGAAUGAAUUUGUGACUUUAAAGUCAAAUUUUGCAGUGCAACAGCAAACAAGCAACGAACGAUUAAGCUUGUUUUUCAUUUCUUCUUAGUACUUUGCAUUUUGUUUACUUAAGAAUUUACGAAAAACACGUGGAAUAUUGUUCUUUGCUCGUUCAAUGAAUUUACGUUACAAAAAUAAUUGUUAUCUGAAAUAACGAAGUCACGUUGAGCGCGAAAAAUAAUGAAAUGAAUUUUGCUGGACACGAUAAACGAUAACGCGAUGUUGCAUACUGUAUAAAAGUUGAUUAAGCUUAAUUUUUUAUGGUACAAAUGCUACUCAGCAUAGACGUUCGAGCUUCUUGCCAGGAACGAUUGCUACGCCAUUAUCUGCUCAGGGUAUAAUAUCUGUACACCCUUUCUUCAAUCGUAC
This is a messenger RNA of Habropoda laboriosa, 4095 nucleotides long. It is a transcript of the gene SNF4Agamma, whose product is annotated as dentin sialophosphoprotein-like. Bases 250 to 3648 code for a protein of 1132 amino acids. The transcript has 16 exons. The record is from RefSeq and is a predicted model, not a curated record. Lineage: Eukaryota; Metazoa; Arthropoda; Insecta; Hymenoptera; Apidae.